CGCCGACACAAUCAUGCAGUCGUCGUCACUGCUACUACAUCGAAGUAAAUGAGGCCUGGGACUUGUUCUAUUCUUUAUCGCCGUCGCCUCUGCUGUCACCCUAGCUCACGAACCAACACGAUACAACUUACAGGACAAUCAUCAUGGCACAGCCUACACCAUCCACCAGUAGAUCGCGUCUCCGCGAUAUUUUACCGCAACUCCACCUGGGCAAGUGGCCGACUGGUCCUCUCAACUCCAUCACCGACGUUCCUGGAGUCCUUGUCAACACACAAUCUAUCCAGCCCGACAGAAAUGUGAACACAGGCGUAACCACGAUUCUCCCCCGGUCGGACUGGUUCAAAUACUCAUGCCAUGCCGGGAUCUUUAGGUUCAAUGGCUGCGGCGAGAUGACCGGCACCCACUGGAUCGAGGAGACGGGGCUGUUGACGUCGCCCAUCAUCCUCACCACUUCGUCCUCCAUCGGCGACGCAUACCGCGGCGUCUUAGAGUAUGCGUUCCGCCACCACUCUAAUGAAGAGGGAGAUAUGGAUCUCUUCAUAUUUCCUCUCGUUGCCGAAACGUAUGAUGGCUACUUAAACGAUCAGUCUCGCUUUGCUGUUACGCCAGAACAUGUUGUCACUGGCAUCCUAGGGGCCAGCUCGGAUCGCGUGCCUGAGGGAAACACGGGUGGUGGCACUGGGAUGAUAUGCCACAGAUUCAAGGGCGGGACGGGGUCGAGCAGUCGAGUCGUCAGGGGCGUUGAUGUGACAGGAAAGCCGAAGGAUUACACAGUCGGCGCUCUAGUUCAGGCAAACUACGGAGCCCAAGAGAACCUGCACAUUGGCGGCGUCCCAGUCGGGCGCAUCAUCAAGUCGCAACAAACCGCUGACAGUUCAAAAAACACAUGCGACACAGACUCUUCGAGCAAGGAACCUCGAAAAGACGGGAGCAUCAUCGUCAUCAUCGCCACGGACGUCCCCCUCACUCCAGUUCAGCUUCAGCGCGUUGCCAAACGGGCCACCGUCGGACUCGCCAAGGUGGGCGGUUACGGGAGCAACUCAUCCGGAGACAUAUUCCUCGCCUUUUCGACGGCGGCCAAGGUGCCGUUCCAAGAGUUCUCGAUGGUUGCAGGGGCGACGCCAGUGGUGAACCCCUACCAGCCGCUGCCGCGGGCGGUGGAGAUGCUGGACAACGACUCGAUCAACGGGGUGUUUGAGGCUGCCGCCGAUGCGACGGAGGAGGCGAUUUAUAACGCGUUGUGCAUGGCGGAAACGAAGACGGGGUAUAAGGGGCGGAGUGUAGAGGCGUUAGAUCUGGACAAGAUGCGAGAGAUUGUAAGGAGCCGCCUAUGAUAUCCUAUAGCUUGUGCGGUUGGAUUAGGAGAGUUGCUGUCUAAGAUGCACGGUUGAGAGUUAUCUGGAACUUGUGUGUGGCCUCGGUCCAUGCUCUGAACGGAUAGGUAUUGCUCGCUCAAAUCCGGCGUGGCUAGCAUAGGGUUCAAAGGUGAUAACCUCCUGGCUUCAAACUAUAUCUUGAGCAACUCUAUGGUCUUUUUCCGAUCACGAAUCAUUUCUUUCUUUCUUCGAAGGAGAAAUACCGGAGCUGGGUUGGAAACAGGUUUGCUCAGUAGCGGGUUGCUCAGCCUCCCUCGUCAUCAUCCAGCCCCAUACUCCGUAUUGAACGCGGAACUUUGAACGCCAGGCCCUUACGCCAGGUGACAGAUAGGACAGUAUUUACUGUGAAUAUGCAAUUAGCAACUAGCUUGUAAAUCGAAUAUACAAGGCAAGAGAUGCACGAUCUCGAACGGUCUACAGCACCUUAUACA
Molecule: messenger RNA, 1807 nt
Organism: Ilyonectria robusta
Lineage: Eukaryota; Fungi; Ascomycota; Sordariomycetes; Hypocreales; Nectriaceae
Product: peptidase family S58-domain-containing protein
Exons: 1
Coding region: 144-1334 (396 amino acids)
Molecular function (GO): aminopeptidase activity
Source: RefSeq, a predicted model, not a curated record